This is a messenger RNA of Oncorhynchus nerka (sockeye salmon), 3710 nucleotides long. It is a transcript of the gene syt6b, whose product is annotated as synaptotagmin VIb. Gene Ontology annotation, biological process: regulation of calcium ion-dependent exocytosis; calcium-ion regulated exocytosis; regulation of dopamine secretion. The transcript is spliced from 8 exons. Lineage: Eukaryota; Metazoa; Chordata; Actinopteri; Salmoniformes; Salmonidae. Gene Ontology annotation, molecular function: phosphatidylserine binding; SNARE binding; calcium ion binding. Gene Ontology annotation, cellular component: exocytic vesicle; plasma membrane. The record is from RefSeq and is a predicted model, not a curated record. Bases 1 to 1668 code for a protein of 555 amino acids.
AUGUACUGUGAGAAGGCGGUAGCCCUCAUCAUUGACCUCUGUCUGGACGACAGCCCACUGUUGCAGCCCAAUACCUGCCAGGACUUCAUCACACUGCUAGCCACCAACCAGAACCCAAACUCUGCAGGGUCAGUGCCCCCUGCUCCAACCUCUCCAACCUUCGUGUAUCUCUCCUUCAGCCUCCUGCUCCUGGUGUUUGUGGCCUGUGGCCUGGGCCUGCUGAGCGUCAUCGUCUUUGCCUCCUGGAAGCUGUGCAGGGUGCACUGGCGCACCAAGGACCUCUCCUCCAGUGCCACUGCCCUCGCCCCCCCCUCCUCUGCCUCUGACAGACCCUACGACAGAGUCUUGCCCGCACACGGCCACAGGCCUACACUCGUACACGCACACACGCACACACACGCCAUGGCGUCGGACAAGCUGAAUCCUUUGGACCCGGCAAGUUUCCUAGAGGCAGCUGUGAAGAUCAGCCACACGUCACCUGACAUCCCUGCCGAGGUGCAGCUGUCCAUGAAGGACCACUUCCUGCGCCGCACGCGUAUGUCCAGGCAGACCACCGAGCCCAACUCCUCCAAUAGGCACAGCUCCUUCAAGAAGCACCUCCCCCGACAAAUGCACCAUGUCACCAGCCUUGACCGAGGCAGCGACUUCCCCUAUACAGAGGACCAAUCCACCAGCCUAGCCAGUUUGGGCCGCAUCCAGCCAGAGCUCUACAAACAGAGCCCACUGGAGGCCGACGAGUCCUCCAAGAACUGCGCCGCCGCCAAGACCUGUGGUAAGAUCAACUUCUCCCUCAAGUACGACUACGAGUCUGAGGCUCUCCUCGUCAACAUCCUCAAGGCCUUCGACCUGCCCGCCAAGGACUUAUGCGGCAGCUCCGACCCCUACGUCAAAAUCUACCUCCUGCCUGACCGCAAGCGCAAGUUCCAGACCCGCGUCCAUCGCAAGACGCUCAACCCCAUGUUUGAUGAGUCCUUCCAGUUCACCGUGCCCUACGAGGAGCUGGGCAGCAGGAAGCUGCACCUGAGCGUAUUUGACUUUGACCGCUUCUCCCGCCACGACAUGAUCGGAGAGGUCAUUCUGGAGAAUCUGUUUGAGGUGUCGGACCUCUCCCGUGAGAUGGCCAUCUGGAAGGAUAUUCAGUACGCCACCUCUGAGAGUGUAGACCUGGGGGAGAUCAUGUUCUCUCUCUGUUACCUGCCGACCGCAGGCCGACUCACCAUGACCGUCAUCAAGUGCAGGAACCUCAAGGCCAUGGACAUCACAGGAUACUCAGACCCAUAUGUCAAGGUCUCCCUGGAGUGUGACGGACGGCGCUUGAAAAAGAAGAAAACCACCAUCAAGAGGAACACUUUGAACCCCACCUAUAACGAAGCUAUCAUCUUCGACAUCCCCCCUGAGAACAUGGACCAAGUCAGCCUGCACAUAUCCGUCAUGGACUAUGACUUGGUGGGACACAAUGAGAUCAUAGGUGUAAACAGAGUGGGCAGUCAUGCAGAGGGACUGGGCAGAGACCACUGGAACGAGAUGUUGGCCUAUCCACGCAAGCCCAUCGCUCACUGGCACUCUCUACUGGAGGCAAGCAAGUCUCAGAAAGAGUGGAAAACCCGCACUGCAAGUUUUGACAGCCAAGGCUCUUGCCCUUCUCCAAGACUCCUGUCUAGUCCAUGAGGGAGGAGCUAGAGUUUAUACUCCACGACUCAACAAAGCCUGCCCUGUAGCAAGGCCUGAAAUAUGGAGUGUCCCAGACCCAGACCCACACAUGUUGUGCCUCAGAAUAUGUCAAGUGCAGUAAAUUGCUCUGGAAUGACAUUAUCUCGCCAUCACACACCCACACACAUACACAAACACAUUUAUCUUGUGCCCUCUUGGACAGCCACUUUGUCAUGGUACGUAUUGCCUAGUGUAUACUGGGUCUGGUGGGAUCAUUGUUAUUGCAACAAUAGUUUUGCAGUUGAGCUCAGCCUGGUUUGGUUAUACACCUGAGGUUAACAUCGUUGUAUAUAUGUAAUGCCCUUUGAUACUGACAUCAAUAAUAGCACUGUAUUUAGAAUCACAUAUUUAUGAUAUUAUCAACAUGACUAUCCCCCUGAAUUUACUUUUCUGUUUCAAUUGUCACCUGUGAAGUGUUUGCCAAUAGUCUCUUGUUCAGGCAAUGUCAUGUACUUUGUUGAGGGAGUUGGCUUGACCUUUGACCCCUUUGCCUCAUUAGCCUUGUGAUAAGUGCUUGAAUCAAUGACUUUCCUCUGUUUUUUCCAAGCAAUUUAGAGUAUCUUUCCACUUUUGUAUUGAACAUGUGUAUUUGUAACAUAACUGUUUCCAGGCGUCCCUUGUAUUUUAAAAGAAGUGAUAAUAAAGUUGUCGAUUCUGGUUCUAACAUUCCAAAUCGAGUGUCGAUAUACUGUAUGUUCCUCUUUUACUGUAACAACAUAGAAGAAAAAUAAGCUACACACUUUCAUGCAAGUAUUUUUUUUAUUCAACAGAAAGGCAUAGCCAGGAAAAAAGGUAAAAAAUGUGUGGUUUUCAGAAGUGCUAAACUGAGAGAUAUCCAGAAAACAUACAUAUCAUACAGCUGCAUGUAUUUACUUCAGAUUCUCCAUUCCACACCCUCCUAGAUCUUUCUUGAUGAUCCUAGAAAUGUUUCACAUCAAGCAAUACCUACAGUAAAUGGAUGCUUUUAUAUCACUGAACUGUUUUGCUGUCAGUAAUCAACACAGGAAAUACAAUAUUACCUUCAGAACAGUGCUGCAAAACCUUGUGCCGAAGUUGAACAAACCAUGUUAGUAAUUUUCACACCUUUGGACAUAUCUAUGUUAUUGAUCUUUGCUCCAGGGAAGAUAAAAGUUUAAAACAUUCCACUGAAUAUGACAGUCUGAAAUAUGUUUUAUUUUUCGCCUACACAGACAUUUCUGGGCUUUUAUUCGGGUAUAGAUGAGCAAAAUCUCAAACCCACCUCAACACUAGACGGCCCUGCUGAGCUCAUACCUCCAGUUUCUUCUUCAUGGCCAGUUUGUAGAGGAUCUGGUAGCCGUCAUCCCAGGCGUAGAUCAGCUGCUCCAGCGGGUUGUACUUGAGGCUGGAGUGAGAGCCGUAGCGCUUGGGAAAGUACACUAGAGGUGCAUCGUCAUUGGUUACCAUAUCACUGACAUCAAAGACGCACUGGACGCGUGAGCGGCUGGGCAGCGCGGUGUUGUAGACCACAUACACCGUGCCGCAGAUGAUGAAGGCGGCCUCUGCGUUCUCUCGCGGGCACGGCGUGUCCCACAUCUGCUCGAUGUCCAGCGUGUUGGCAUCCAUCUUGGCCAGUGAGAUGUGCCUCUCAGUCUCCUUGGUGGCGUAGAUGGCCCAGAGGCCCUCCUCAUCUGCGGCCAGGUCAAUGACCGUCUCCGGAGUCAGGCUGUACACGGGGACAUGGUCCUGGACGGGGAACACAGCGCUGUCUGCCACCGAGCCAUUCUGCAGGUUGUACUUGAUCAGCCGAAGCUCCUUGCCUUCCUUCACGUAGUAGGCGUGGUUGUUGUAGACAGUGUGGCCGCUGCCUCGCCAAGGAGACGGAAGCUUCACGGUCUUGGCCAUGGACGUGCCUUGGGAGAUGGUGAAGUCCCGGAUGGAGCCAAACUCAUAAAUGGUGUCCUCGUCUGUGCCGUUGAAGAUGUAGACUUUGCCCGAGCUACUGCCCACAUCUUUGGUCCACAUGCCCUUUGGGCCUCCAA